Phlebotomus argentipes is the source of this 3581-nucleotide messenger RNA. It is a transcript of the gene superdeath, whose product is annotated as aminopeptidase Ey. Lineage: Eukaryota; Metazoa; Arthropoda; Insecta; Diptera; Psychodidae. Gene Ontology annotation, molecular function: zinc ion binding; metalloaminopeptidase activity; peptide binding. The record is from RefSeq and is a predicted model, not a curated record. The coding region runs from base 515 to 3430 and encodes 971 amino acids. The transcript has 8 exons. Gene Ontology annotation, cellular component: cytoplasm. Gene Ontology annotation, biological process: peptide catabolic process; proteolysis.
CCUCCCGAAGUGGAGACGUGAGACAGCCAGUCGAGAGGCGCGUAUCAGUUCGACACUCAGUCUCACUUGAGUCGUCACUGACUGAGGAAGUUGCUCCGUGUGAAUCUCCCGAUUCUCAGCAUUUGGACUUGCAUCCAAAAAAUCCCACUUUUUCCACAAAAAUUCCCCAGUGUCUGUGCGUGGUGUUUGUGUAUGUGGAAUUUGGCGGUGAAAAACUGAUAUUGAGUGAGGUCAAUUUGGGAAAAAAGCGUGCUGGCAAGAGUGCUGGAGAGAUGAGUGAGUAUAAAAUAAUAAUCCCGCAUGAUUGUGAAGGAUUUCUAUUGUGUAGCCGAUGCGAUUGUGUAGAUCUCGCUCCAAAGUGUGGCCUUUGCAACUCUGAACUGGUGCUCUCUUGCUCCGCCGCAACUCCGGAGGAUCGCGCGCCGUGGUGGUUGGAUUUUCUGGAUUGAGCCAAAGUCAACGAGAUAGAUUGGAGCUGAUCGCCAGAGAGAGGGAUUUCUGAGGAUCAGUGACAAUGGGGAUGCAAGUCAGGGAGACACUGGCCAUUGAUCAUGCGCCCACCUUCACAAACCGGAGUGGCAUUCACAUUUCGAAGAUCACUCUCGGGUUCAUCGUGGGAAUCUUUGUGUGUGGCAUUGUUGGAUCUGGAUUCUUGGUGUAUCACUUCAUCUCCUGCCCGAAAGAGCCAAAGUGCAGUGUUGGGGAUAUCAGUACCACGACAUCGGGUCCAAGUGUGGGAAUUCCUGUGCCCAAACUGACAGCAGCUGACUUUCUACUACCCACGGCUCUGAAACCACACCACUAUGAGCUCAAGAUACAGCCCUUCUUUGCGGAGAAGGAUUUCAUGUUCGAUGGCGAGGUUGUAGUGACGUUGGAAGCUCUCGAGGAUUGCAAAAAUAUCACACUACACUCAUUGGCACUGAAAGUGCCGGAAAAGGAGAUUCGGAUUGUUGAGAACGGCACAGAGAGGGAGAUUGGCGUGUCGGGAACGUCUAUGGUGGAGACUCAGCAAUUCUUCGUGGUGAAGAGUAAUGAGGUGCUGAAGAAGGGCCAAUUCUACCGUGUACUGCUCAAGUUUCACGGCAUCCUCAAUGAAUACAUGCAGGGCUUCUAUAGGAGCUCUUAUCGAGUGGGAAAUGACACUCGAUGGCUGGCCGCCACGCAAUUCCAGCCAACUGAUGCUCGCAGAACCUUUCCCUGCAUGGAUCAACCGGACUUAAAGGCGCGCUUCACCAUAUCCAUCGCUAGACCGAAGAGCAUGAUUUCACUGUCGAACAUGAAGAGAGUGCGAGAAGCAAGUGUAGACAACAAUCCGGACUACCUGUGGGAUGUUUAUGAGGAAUCUGUGCCAAUGUCAACGUACCUUGUGGCAUUUGUCGUGUGCGAUUUCGCCAAGCAGACAGACGAAACAGGCAUGGUGAGCGUAUGGGCGAGACAGGAUGCCAUCAAGUCCACGGAUUACGCUCUCAACGUUGGGCCCAGGCUACUCAAGUAUCUCGAGCGGUUCUUCAAUCUGUCCUAUCCACUGGAGAAGAUGGACAUGAUUGCACUGCCCGAUUUCAGUGCAGGUGCCAUGGAAAAUUUCGGCCUUAUCACCUACAGAGAGACUUCAAUGCUGUACGAAGAGGGAAUAUCGGCGAUCAACAACAAACACCGCGUGGCCACGGUGAUUUCGCACGAAUUGGUCCAUCAGUGGUUCGGAAAUCUGGUCACGUUAAAGUGGUGGAACGAUUUGUGGCUGAAUGAGGGAUUUGCUAGCUACAUGGAGUACCUGGGCGUGGACGCCGUGGAGCCCUCAUGGAUGUCAAUGGAUCUGUUUGUGGUGCUGGAGCUGCAAAAUGUUUUCGCUCUGGACGCACUGUCGUCAUCCCAUCCCAUAUCAGUUGAUGUGGCUAAUCCGGAUGAGAUAAAUGACAUCUUCGAUCGCAUUUCGUACAGUAAAGGUGCGACAAUAAUUCGCAUGAUGGACAACUUUCUCACUUCCGAGCUGUUCCGCCGUGGCCUAAACACAUAUCUGAAGACAUUGAUGUUUGACUCCGCCACUCAGGAUGACCUGUGGGGAUUUCUCACGGAUGCCGCACGCAAUGGGGGUGUGUUCGACAAUGACACCAGUGUAAAGGUGAUUAUGGACACGUGGACUCUCCAAACGGGCUUUCCACUGGUAACAGUGACGCGAAAUUACGAUGAUGGCACUGUGGAGUUGCAGCAGCAGCGCUUCUUCCUCAUCAAUCAGACAUCAGAGGAGAAAGAAGAUCCUCUAUGGUGGAUCCCUGUCACCUACACCACAAGCAAAGAGCUCAAUUUCAGCAACACAUCCCCAUCGCACUGGAUGAGGGGUGAGCGAAGUGUUCAGCUGCACGAUGUGGUGAUUGACAAGAGUGACUGGUUGAUUGUGAAUCUCCAGCAGAGUGGCUACUAUAGAGUAAAUUAUGACGAUGAGAAUUGGCGGGCAAUAGUGAGUGAUUUAAAUGAUCCGGUGAAAUUCCGCAAGAUUGCACCGGCAAAUCGCGCGCAACUAAUCGACGAUGCGCUGAAUUUGGCGCGCGGUGGGUAUCUCAGCUACGUGACUGCCCUCGAGGUGACUCGCUACCUCCAGCAAGAGACUGACUAUGUGCCAUGGAAGACGGCGAUAAAUGGUCUCAACUUCCUCGAUUCGAUGCUGCAGAAGACGGGGCAGUUUGACCUCUUCCGUCGCUACUGUCUCUCGCUGCUCGAGAAGGUGUACCAUCAGGUGGGCUUCGUGGAUGCCGGCAACAGUUCAAUGCUGACGGUGUACAAGCGCGUGGAAAUUCUCACGCUCGCUUGCCAACUUGGCUACAGUGAUUGCGUGGACAGGAGUGUUGAGCAGUUCAACAUGUGGAUUCAUCAGCCGAAUCCAGAUCUGCACAACACAAUAUCACCCAAUCUCAAGAGUCUCAUCUACUGCACGGCCAUCAAGUACGGAGAGCAGCGCAUGUGGGACUUUGCGUGGGAGCGCUUCAUGAAUACCCAAGUGGCCAGUGAGAAGGAGAUCCUCUUGUCGGCGCUCGGAUGCAGCCGGGAACCGUGGAUUCUCAUACGCUACCUCGAUCGCUCGCUCACUGACGCCUACGGGAUUCGGAAGCAGGAUGUGUUUAGGGUGUUCGGGGCGGUGGCGUCCAAUGGCAUUGGGCACACAAUCGUCUUCAACUACUUGCGCAGCAACUGGGAUCAAAUUCGAGUGUACUUGGGCUCCUUGACAAACUUGAAUAUGAUUAUUAAGUAUUCCAUAAGACGCCUCAAUACACCUUUCGAACUCGAGGAAUUGAAGCGAUUCGCUGACGUACACCUUAAAGAUUCUGGUCGAACGGUAAAGCAGAGUAUUGAGAAGGCGGAAGCUAAUAUUUCCUGGAUGAAGAGGAACUACAAGGUCAUCACAACGUGGUUGGAAAAAGUGACAAAAGUGGUUUAGCCAGUGUGCUACGGAAUUGAAGCGCCUCCAAAGACUGUGCCCUCAUGUCUCGUACUUAAGAAUGUAUUUCUCGUGCCACGAGUGAACAAUUCAGUGUAUAAAUUUUGUUGUCUUGAGAAGAUUCAAUAAAUAUUUCACAUGAUGGAAUGAA